CGCACAGAGCUGGUAUCGAUCCUAUCAUGGUGCUAGCUCCGAGACAGUAUAACUAGUGAGCUGGAACGUUACAGCUUUCAGUCACAUCCCUACCCCUCACAUUCACCAUGGCCGCUCCCACAACUAAGAACAUCCACGACCUUGACGGCAAGUGGGUUUGGAACCGCCAGCUCUCGGACCCCUUUGGCGAGAUUCUGGAGAUCCAGGGCGUCAACGCCGUCAUCCGCAAGACAAUGAACCUCGCCUCCCUCGCAAUUCACAAGCGCGAGUACCGCGGUCCCCCAGCGCCAGGAGGGAAGAAGAGCGACGAGCCACCGCUUGCGCCCCCCGUCCCCGCUGAGGUGUGGCACCUCGACUGCAAGCACGUCAUGACUGGCGGUCUCAAGGCCACGACCGAAGUGCGAUGCUUUGACGGACAGGUGCGCGAGAUUGGUGACUGGAUAUUCGGGACGAUGUACACCAAGAACCUCCUCCUCGACUUCGCCGAGUUGCUCUCCCUUGACACAUUCCUCAAGGGCACCGAAAAACGCGGGCCGUGGCUCGACGAGGGCGAGCUCAUCUUCACCGAGGCGAGCAGCCCGUCCGGAUGGGUUGUGACCCAGAUCUGGGGGUUCCAGAUGGUCGACGUGCGUGGCAACAUGGAGCGGCGCCUCGCCCGCAACAUUGUUGCGAAGCGUAACAAGGACGGCAAGCGGGCCAAUGUGCGACUCGUCUAUGACUGGGGAGGCUGAAGCGAGGCUCUGCCCCCUCCUUGACAUUCUCUGACAUGGAUACGUAAAGCACAGUCAACUGAGAUAAGCGCAGCAGACUAUCAAAGAGAUGCAUUCAC
Cutaneotrichosporon oleaginosum is the source of this 829-nucleotide messenger RNA. RefSeq lists its product as uncharacterized. Lineage: Eukaryota; Fungi; Basidiomycota; Tremellomycetes; Trichosporonales; Trichosporonaceae. The record is from RefSeq and is a predicted model, not a curated record.